Penicillium brasilianum is the source of this 876-nucleotide messenger RNA. Lineage: Eukaryota; Fungi; Ascomycota; Eurotiomycetes; Eurotiales; Aspergillaceae. The record is from the annotation of a GenBank genome assembly.
AUGGCCUCGCCAACAUCACCUUCAUCCGUGAACACCCCAGGCUCACCGAGUCAAGCCCCGGCCGAGAAACCCUCCGCUCCACCCGUCAACAUCCUUCCCUCCCAACUCGCGCAGACAUAUUCCUACGCGCACCCAGUAAUCCUGCUGGGACUAGGGGCAUGGCGGUUCGAGGCUUUGGUCGCUAACCCUAUGCGGGAGCUUCUUGCGGAUUUGCCGUGGCUAGCUGCGCUACAGAUCUCCUAUGUCAUGCUUUGUCUCCCGCCGGCGGGGACGGCUGCUGUCGAAGCUGGUGCUGCAGCUGAUGAGGAGAAGAAGAAGGCUCCCCGUUCACCUUCGGGUCCUUCAGUUACUUUUCGCCCGGGCAAGCCUGGAUAUCGCCGGAAGCACUCCUCGGGGAAGAGCUCUUGGACGUGCAUUUGGGCCAAGUUGAUGCCCGCUUUCCUUUCCCUCACUUUCACAUCCCUUCUCGCUACGCCUGUAAUUGCCGUCCUCCUGGUUCUUUUUGGUGCUCCUCUCACCACACACAAUGCCGAGACAAUCCUCUGCGCAGCCCACAUGGCUCUCUUAUCCGCUACCGCCCUGGUCUACGUACACGGCAUAGAUACGUCAGUUUGGAGGGAAAUCUGGGGCAUUGCCCGUCCCGCAGAUGCAGUCUGGGGUAGCGCUCUGGGUACUGGCCUAGGUGCUUGGUUCGGAGCUAUUCCGAUUCCUCUUGACUGGGACCGCCCAUGGCAAGCAUUCCCCAUUACCAUUCUCACUGGCGCGUACAUCGGGUACGCGGUUGGAUCGUUGGUCUCUCGAACUCCGCUCAUUUAUGGAAAGCGCAUCCAGUUUGCGCCCGAGCCCGCUGAGGAGGGUGAGAAGAAGACUAACUAG